Messenger RNA from Ostrea edulis (European flat oyster), 550 nucleotides. RefSeq names its product 60S ribosomal protein L24-like. NCBI's taxonomy places the organism in Eukaryota, Metazoa, Mollusca, Bivalvia, Ostreida, Ostreidae. The coding region runs from base 47 to 514 and encodes 155 amino acids. Gene Ontology annotation, biological process: cytoplasmic translation. Gene Ontology annotation, cellular component: cytosolic large ribosomal subunit. The transcript is spliced from 5 exons. Gene Ontology annotation, molecular function: structural constituent of ribosome; mRNA binding. The record is from RefSeq and is a predicted model, not a curated record.
CACUUCGAUCCUCCUGUUUUCGGUCUUUCAACUUCCGGUGUCAAUCAUGAAGAUUGAACUGUGCGCGUACAGUGGGUUUAAAAUAUACCCAGGGCAUGGAAAACGUAUUGUCAAAGUAGACGGCAGGGUUUUCCAGUUCCUUAAUAGCAAAUGUGAGGCCUCACACAAAAUGAAGAGGAACCCUCGAGAGAUUAACUGGACUGUGCUCUACAGAAGAAAGCACAAGAAGGGAAAUCUGGAAGAGAUCGCUAAGAAGAGGACACGCAGAACCACUAAGUUUACACGUGCUGUCACUGGAUUAUCCCUCGCUGAAAUUAACGCCAGGCGAAACCAGAAGCCAGAAGUCAGGAAGGCCCAAAGGGAACAGGCCAUCAGAGCUGCUAAAGAGAAACAAAAGGCAAAGGAUGCCCUCAAGAAGCAACAGAAGACUCAGGCAGCCAGAACUGCUCAGCCCAAGAUGAAGCCCACACAGAAAGGUGCUGCACCGAAACCAAGAGUGGGAGGGAAACGUUAAUAUCUAUACCAAUAAAUAAAAAAAAUACUUCUGGUA